Amaranthus tricolor (Joseph's coat) is the source of this 3227-nucleotide messenger RNA. RefSeq lists its product as uncharacterized. Lineage: Eukaryota; Viridiplantae; Streptophyta; Magnoliopsida; Caryophyllales; Amaranthaceae. The transcript is spliced from 4 exons. Bases 145 to 2472 code for a protein of 775 amino acids. The record is from RefSeq and is a predicted model, not a curated record. Gene Ontology annotation, molecular function: protein binding.
CGACUUUGUAACGGCUAAAAAAAUGGUCUCCAAAUCUCCACAUUCCUACAACAAUCCACUCACUCUCAGACACUUACACACAGAGAAAUAGAGAGGGUAAACUCGUAAUUUUGGACUCCAUAAUCCGCAAAAAUUACCUCCUCCAUGAACGGACUUCGAGCUUACAACAAUUCUUCAGGUAAAUUUCACGCCGGGAAACAGGUUUUCCCGGUGACUUCGGAGGAAGUAGAAGUCGCUUCACAGAAACUUAUUGACGCGGUUUCAACCGGAGAUUCGAAACUUUUCGGUGAUCUCCUCUCUGAUCCGUUUGUUGACGUUGAUUUUGUUGGUACAGUUAAUUUGAGGUGUCUGAAAACUGAACUCGUUCCUGAUGGUGAGUCGACUCAUCGAGUCGUGUCUGAGUUUGAAGAGUUUCGUACUGAGGUUACGGCGUUGUUCCUGGCUUCUCAUUUCGGGAAUCUGAAUCUUGUCAGGAAAUUACUGAGUUUGGGGGCUGAUGUAAACAAGAAGCUGUUUCGGGGGUAUGCAACGACUGCAGCAGUACGAAGUGACCAUUUUGAGAUUCUUGAAGUUUUAAUAAAAGCUGAAGUGUCACAGCCAGCUUGUGAGGAGGCAUUGUUGGAGGCAAGCUAUGUUGGCCGGCCUAAGCACGCCGAGCUACUUAUGGGAACCAACAUUAUCAGCACACAAGUUGCUGUUCAUGCCCUUGUUACUGCUUGCUGCAGAGGCUUUCUUGACGUAAUUAAGGUGUUGCUUAUGUGUGGGGUGGAUGCUAAUGCUAUGGAUCGCAUGCUUCUCCUGUCAUCCAAGCCAUAUCUACACAUGAAUGUUGACUGCAAUGCGAUUGUUGGAGCCAUAGUUAGUAGACAAACUUCCGUUGUUGAAUUGCUGCUAAGGGAGGGUAUCCAGACGGACAUAAAAGUCAGGAUAGGUGCAUGGUCAUGGGAUUCUGCCAUAGGAGAAGAGUGCCGAGUAGGUGCUGGACUUGCUGAACCUUAUAACAUUGCUUGGUGUGCUGUUGAGUACUUUGAAGAAAGUGGUAGCAUCUUACGUUUGCUCCUUCAGCAUCUCUCCCCUAACACACCUCACCUCGGAAGGACCCUUAUCUACCACGCCAUCAUUUGUAACAAUGCACAAGCACUUGAUGUGCUGUUGAGUUGUGGAGCAGAUAUAGAAUUUCCUCUAAAAAUAAGUCAUAAAAAUGAAAUACGUCCCAUUCAUUUGUGUGCACGUCUUGGGGGAGUGGAAAUUCUUUGGCGAUUGAUAACAGGUUGUUGCAACAUCAACUCCAAAACCAAUGAAGGAGAGACAGCAAUAAUGAUAUGCACUCGUUACAAACACAAAGAGUGCCUUAAGGCCCUAGCCUCAGCAGGUGCUGAUUUUGGUCUGGUCAAUGUGGCUGGCGAGUCUGUAAGCUCAAUAGCAGGGGCUACAAUGUGGACAUUAGGUUUCCAGCAGGUAGUCCUUGAUGUGAUUAAGUCCGGAAAAGUUGUCAAAUCGAGCAACUCAAAAGUGUUUUCUUCAGUCCUUUUUGUGGUUCGGUCCAAUGAUAUUGAAGCAUUGAAAAUCCUUGUGAAACAACCAGGGGUUGCUCUUAAUGAGCAGGACGAAAAGGGGUUUACAGCAGCUAUGGUGGCUGCAGCAAGUGGUCAAUUAGAGGCUUUUCGCUUGCUUGUCUACUCUGGAGCCGAUGUUUCUAUAAGCAACAAGUGUGGAGAAACUGCUUUUACUUUGUCGGAAGAAAGCAAUAAUCGAGAGGUGUUUGAGAAAAUAAUGCUGGAUUAUGUUCUAAAAAAUGGAAGUCAAGGGCAUGUUAGCUUGUAUGCUUUGCAUUACGCAGCAAGACAAGGGGACUUGGCUUCCGUUCGAAGGUUAACAAGCAUGGGAUAUGAUGUCAAUGCGGUUGAUGGUGAUGGGUACACUCCACUGAUGUUGGCAGCCAAGGAAGGCUAUGGAAGCAUGUGCCAGUUUCUGAUUUCUCGAGGUGCUAAAUGUGAGAUCGAGAAUGAAAGACGUGAAACUGCCCUUUCACUAGCAAGGAAGAAUGGCGUUGGAAAUGAAGCUGAGCAAGUGAUACUCGAUGAGCUUGCACGAGUUCUAGUUUUAUGUGGCAUACGGGUGAAGAAACACACAAGGGAAGGCAAAGGAGAUCCGCACUGGAAAAAAUUAAAGAUGUUUCGGUCUACUGGGGUGUUACACUGGGGCAAAUCUGGGAAGAGGAAUGUGGUUUGUCGGAGUGCUGAAGUGGGUCCCAGCCUCACAUUCCUUGGAAACCGUCCAAAGACAUGCAACGACAAGCAAACGGGGCUGUUCCACAUCGUGACUAACAAGAAUAAAGAGGUGCACUUCGCCUGUGAUGGUGGAGUAGAGGUUGCUAGGUUAUGGGUGAGAGGGAUAAAACUCGUGACUAGAGAAGCCAUUUUCGGAAAGACGACACUCAAAGCUAUAUUCAAUCGGGAACUGGGAAACUAGAGGCGAUUUCGCGAAGUUCAUGUAGGGAAGUUUCUAAAAAUGGCCUCAUUCGUAUGUAUUGGUAAGUUUUUAUCAGUUACCUUUUGUAAAGGAAAGAUCAUCUUGUAACCUUAGGAAAGGUUUACAUUGAUCUUUAGUUGUUAAUUACUAUUAGAAGUAGAAUUCACCUUGUAAAAAGGUGUGAUAUGAUGUUUAAGAGAGUCAUUAUGCAUAUAUUAUAUUAUAAUUAUAAUUAUAAUAAAAAGCUCAAGGGGGGACGCCCCCUCUAGUCCUAGUUAUCUUUCAUCCAUGUAUAGCAUGAUUGUUCAUCGCAAGGAACAAAGGAGUCUAAUACUUUUGUUCGGAACAUGCACAUGUACAAAAUUUUUAACUCAAUUAUGUUAAGAUGGAAAAAAUUGGCCCGAACGAAGUGUGUCAAUGUCUAUGAUCCAUAUGGUCCUAAGUUUUUCACCGACUCACUUGACCUUGCUCGAGAUCCUAAAUUUACGGGUUUCUAAUUGAACUCUAUAUGGUGUGCCCAUCCAAGUUUUCCACAGUUAUGGUGUGUUACUUUCUUAAGAGAGUUGGAGAAAUUGUGGGCACAACUGAAAGAAAAGGAUUGUUAUGAAGGCAAGGGAAUUUUCAAACAAGAAAAUAAGGACAAACAUUGAUUGGCACAAACUUGGAUGGACAAAAAUACAAAAUUUUUUUGCAACAAUUACAAUCUUGUUGGUGCUUAUUUCUAAUUUCAUUAUACACAAAUUUUAUUACUCCCU